Molecule: messenger RNA, 435 nt
Organism: Geodia barretti
Lineage: Eukaryota; Metazoa; Porifera; Demospongiae; Tetractinellida; Geodiidae
Source: the annotation of a GenBank genome assembly
AUGAAACUCGCCGUAUCCGGUUGCCCUCGCAACUGCGCGGAAUCCACCACCAAGGACGUCGGCGCAACCGCCAUCGAAGGCGGCAAGUGGGAAGUCCACGUCGGCGGAGCGGCCGGUUCUCGCGUCCGCAAGGGCGACACCCUCUGCACCGUGGAUUCCCACGACGACGUGCUCAGGUACAUGGGCAUCUUCAUGCAGUACUACCGGGAAAACGCCAAGUAUCUGGAACGCACCUACGAUUUCGUCGAGCGUUUGGGAAUCGAAAAGCUGCGCCAGAUCCUGGUGGAAGACAGCGAGGGAAUCUGCGGACGUCUCGAAUCCGAGAUGCAGGCGGCGGUGGAUGCGUAUCAGGACCCCUGGAAAGAGGAAUCCGAAGCGCCCAUCCACCCCAACCAAUUCGUAACCGCUCCCGCCCCUGUUGAACUGGUGAGGUAG